Messenger RNA from Haliaeetus leucocephalus (bald eagle), 3075 nucleotides. RefSeq lists its product as uncharacterized. The record is from RefSeq and is a predicted model, not a curated record. NCBI's taxonomy places the organism in Eukaryota, Metazoa, Chordata, Aves, Accipitriformes, Accipitridae. The transcript is spliced from 5 exons. Bases 1 to 3075 code for a protein of 1024 amino acids.
AUGCGAAUUUCCUUCGUGUCGGUGGCCACACAAACAAGUCCUUUGGACUUGCGUGACAAUGCGGUCUCUCGUUCCAUCCGAGACCACAAACCUGGGGGAUUGCUGGAAGGGAGAUUUGAAAUAAGGGGAUUGGAGUUUGUUAACUCUGAUUUGGAGGGUCUAAAAAGCCAACAAUCUCCCACCCUGAGUGACCUCCUGGCCGUGCUUCCUGAGGUGUAUGAGGUACCUAACUCUUUUAGUCUCAGGGACAAGAACACCUGUCCAACUCCGGUGGAGGACGAGAACGAAGAGGAGGAGUCCUCACCUCUCGGAGCCGUGGCUGGGACCUCUCCAGUGCCAUCGACUCCGGUCUCACGAUCCCGUGACGAUCUCCCAGCAGAGAGCACUCCUGUGGUGAAGAUCCCGGACAAGAAUACAUCAUGUCCGUGUUGCGUCACAAGAAAUCUCGAGCGGAUUACCGUCGCUCGCCCUAAGACAGGUACAAAUAUGAGAGGGGCGCAUCGUCGGUGCUGGACCGAGGAUGAGGUUGAAUUAUUGAGAAAGCUGGAUAAACAAUAUGAGGGGCAGAAAAACAUCAACAAGUUGAUUGCAGAGCAUAUUCCGACCAAGACAACGAAACAGAUAAGUGACAAAAGACGGGACCUUCAUAAGAGCCCGGUGAAGAAGGGAAAAGAUCAAGGUCGGAAGAAACAUCUAGAAUUGGAAGGGGAACACCUUGCGGAAGGGGAACAUCUUGUGUGCGUUGGAUCAGAGAUGGAGGGGGGACUGAGGUCCCAUUACCGGAAGACAAUCUCUGAGUGGGUAACAUCUGGAAAAUUGUCCAUUCUCCAUGGAAUGUUUCAGCGGGUGAUCGAAGGGGAAGAAGAUCUAACAACAGUUGCUGAUAAGGCAAUGGAAGACUGUUUCGCAUGCCUUGCCUUUAAGUCCUCUGAGUUGAAAGCGGGCCAGGGUCGACCGCGUCAAGUGGCCCAAACUGCUCGGCCUUCGGAACCACCAAAGGGGUGGAUGAAGAAGAGAGCUGUGAAACGGGGGCAGUUCCUACGGUUCCAGCGGCUGUUCUACCUGGAUAGGGGGAAACUGGCCGGUAUUAUUCUGGAUGACGUGGAAUCCCUGAAGUGUGGUAUCCCACAAGACGAGAUACACAACGUGUUCAAGUCGAGAUGGGAGUCACCGGGAACAUUCAAGGGCCUGGGAGCGUUCAGAUCCAAGGGGCUGGCGGACAACUCGGCAUUCGAGGCCAUGAUCACGGCAAAAGAAAUCUCUAAAAACAUCCAAGAGAUGAAUAAGAACAGUGCGCCAGGACCAGACAGACUAAGUCUGCGGGAUAUCAUUAAGAUAGACCCCCAUUUUCUCCAGUUAAUGGAAGUAUUCAAUCUAUGGCUGGUGACUGGCAUCGUACCGGACGUGGUGAAAGAAUGUCGGACUGUGUUAAUAUCGAAAUCAUCUCUGCCGGAGCGCCAAAUGGACAUCAAUAACUGGCGACCAAUUACCAUCGGAUCGAUUAUCUUGAGGUUAUUCUCAAGGAUCUUGACGGCAAGACUGGCAAAGGCAUGCCCUAUUAAUCCGCAACAAAAGGGCUUUAUUAGAUCAGUGGGAUGUGCGGAAAAUCUGAAGCUAUUACAACUAUUGAUUAAGAACGCAAAAAAGGAACAUCGACCCUUGGGCGUUGUCUUCAUUGACCUGGCUAAAGCCUUCGACACAGCGGGCAGGCAGGCACGCCUCAAAAACGUGAGAGCAACUCGUUACCCGCAGUCGGUGUACUUUAUCGGUAACGACUUCUUCGGGAAGAGGCGCCGACGCUGCUCUCUCGUCUCUGGACGAGUCGGUGGCCACCGGGAAGGAAAUAUUAACGAGGACAUCUUAAACCAAGUGUACCCGGGGGUAUGGGCUACCGAUGCACCUGGAAGAGCGAAAAGUGCUCCACCUGUUGAAGUUAGGAUCAAGGAAGGCCAAAAGCCGGUAAGAAUUAAACAAUAUCCCCUAAAGAAGGAAGACAAAGGAGGAAUCCGGCCGGUGAUAGAAAAAUUUUUGCAGUUGGGAUUAUUAAAAGAGUGUGAGUCUGAAUUCAAUACCCCUAUAUUACCUGUUGGGAAGCCCUAUGGGUCGUAUCGGGUGGUCCAAGACUUACGGGCAGUGAAUAGGAUAACUGAAGAUCUUUACCCGGUAGUGGCGAACCCAUAUACCCUGUUGACCGUAUUAACACCUGAAUUGACUUGGUUUACUGUUUUAGAUUUGAAGGAUGCUUUCUUUUGCCUCCCUCUCCAUGAAGCCAGCCAAAAAUUAUUUGCAUUUGAAUGGGAAAACCCCAAGAGUGGUCGAAAGACCCAGCUCACUUGGACGGUGUUGCCACAAGGAUUUAAGAAUAGUCCUACCAUUUUCGGCAAUCAGCUUGCGAAAGACUUAGAAACCUGGGAAGCCCAGUCUGAGGAGGGGAAGCUGUUGCAGUAUGUGGAUGACAUCCUGAUCGCCACCAAAACAGAGAAAGAUUGUAUGACGUGGACGGUGAUUCUGUUGAAUUUCCUGGGACUUCAAGGGUACCGGGUAUCCAAGAAAAAGGUACAGGUAAUGCAACGCAAAGUGAAUUAUUUGGGCUAUGAAAUUAGUGCGGGACAAAGAACUUUGGGACAGGCCCGUAAAGAGGCAAUAUGUCAAACUCGGAGACCUCAGACAGUAAAAGAGUUACGGACUUUUCUGGGAAUGACAGGGUGGUGCCGAUUGUGGAUCUAUAAUUAUGGAUUGCUUGUUAAACCACUGUAUGCGUUGACAGCCACUGAGCAGAAACACCUUGAGUGGAACAAGGAGACCGAACGAGCCUUUGAGCUACUGAAAAAGGCUUUGAUGUCGGCCCCGGCCUUAGGACUCCCAGAUGUGAGUAAGCCAUUUCUUCUUUACUCCCACGAGAAGCAGGGCAUUGCCCUGGGAAUAUUAGCACAAAACCUGGGUCCAUAUCGACAGGCAGUUGCCUACCUCUCUAAGCAGUUAGACAUGACUGCAAAAGCGGGAACACAGGAGAACUGGUACAUCAUGACUGUUCGGAAACCAUCGAAGCAACAUACGCCAGUCGCCCAGACCUGA